Gamsiella multidivaricata is the source of this 783-nucleotide messenger RNA. RefSeq names its product D-Tyr tRNAtyr deacylase-like domain-containing protein. Gene Ontology annotation, molecular function: D-tyrosyl-tRNA(Tyr) deacylase activity. Gene Ontology annotation, cellular component: cytoplasm. The record is from RefSeq and is a predicted model, not a curated record. Gene Ontology annotation, biological process: tRNA metabolic process. NCBI's taxonomy places the organism in Eukaryota, Fungi, Mortierellomycota, Mortierellomycetes, Mortierellales, Mortierellaceae. The transcript is spliced from 3 exons. The annotation marks the transcript as partial.
GUUAAUGGCCAGCAGAUCUCGAAGAUCAAGCAGGGUCUCUGUGUGCUGAUCGGUCUGUCUGUGGAUGAUACUUCUGCAGAUCUUGAUUUUAUGGUCCGCAAACUGCUCAGUGUCCGAGUGUUCGAUUCCACUCAGAUUGCUUCGAUGCCAGCAGGAGCAUCAUCGGCUAUUGGAUCGCAGGAUUCAGCGACGGGAAUUGAGCCGCCAAAGAUGUGGGCCAAGAGCGUCGUCGAUGUCGGAGGCGAGAUCUUGUGUGUAUCGCAGUUCACGCUGUACGGCCAAGUGAUCAAAGGCAGCAAACCAGACUUCCACCUCUCGAUGAAGUCGGAAACCUCCAAGCAAAUGUAUCACGACUUCCUGGAUCGUCUCAAGAAGGCGUAUAAUCCAGAUCGCAUCAAAGACGGAGAAUUCGGUGCAAUGAUGAUAGUUAAUAUCGCGAACGACGGUCCAGUGACCCUUGAGUUGGACUCCCGCAAGUUCGAAUACCUCCCUCUGACGAACCAGUUCUCAGCCGCAGUAGCCAAGGCAGCCAAGGCGACAAAGGCUGCGGCGCAGGACAAUCCGUCCACAGCAUCGGGAAAUGCACAAAGCCCGGGAAAGCAAGUCAGGAACAGGGAGAAGAACCAACAGAAGCAAUUGGAGGGUCAGCAAGAGAAGCAGAAGGGAAACCAGGCGAAGGAUACCGAAGAUGAGGGGAUAUCGAACAGUUCUGCAGCUGCAGACAAAAUUAUGGUGGAGAGCGCAGAGGGCAAAGUGGCCAACAUGUCCCUGUCUGAUAAGUAA